Molecule: messenger RNA, 4645 nt
Organism: Clupea harengus (Atlantic herring)
Lineage: Eukaryota; Metazoa; Chordata; Actinopteri; Clupeiformes; Clupeidae
Gene: abhd2b
Product: abhydrolase domain containing 2, acylglycerol lipase b
Biological process (GO): medium-chain fatty acid catabolic process; acylglycerol catabolic process; steroid hormone receptor signaling pathway
Cellular component (GO): sperm flagellum; sperm plasma membrane
Molecular function (GO): acetylesterase activity; monoacylglycerol lipase activity
Source: RefSeq, a predicted model, not a curated record
AUAUUUAACUGAUGCAACAGUUGUAUAGAUUAUAGUGGUUCUGUUCAUUCAUUCAUUCACUCAUUCAGACAUGGUGUUAAAUUCCUUGUGCUAGUAAUCAGGGAUCUCACCAAAUGGCCAGAUCUCUCAACACCACAUGCAUUCCUGUAUUUAACCAGUCCCCCACCGUCUGCUCCAGUCAGAGUUAACACUAUGGCAUGCCAAAGACUAUCCAGGGUUAGAGGUGGGGGAAGACGAACAAGAAGAAUAAACCUGGGCUAGGGUAAGGGUUGAGAUUGGAUAUGAUCCCUGGUUAGAGAAGGAAGUGGGAGUGGGAUAGUGAUGCAAAUUCAGAAUAGGGUUAAGGGGAGAAACUUGUUGACACCGAAAGGAAACUAAAACAAGAAUCUGCUCACAAUACCAGAAACUACAUCACAUAAACCCCAAGAUACAACACAACCAUCAUACGAGACUAUGCGGAUUUCCCAGAACAAACUGAAAGACCAAUACUGUGAUAAAACCUAAUAUACUUUGUAGAAUUUGUGCUGAAAACCAUUAGAAUUUCUAUGAUGGUUUCUGUUGUUUGUUUUUCAGCAGGGAUGGCUUUCAUAUAAUCCUUUCCGCUUUUGUUAUGAUUGCAAAUACCAUCAGACACACACGAUGAUACUAUUCUGGAGCAUUGGUUUAAAAUGACCCUCACUGUCUUUUUUUUUUUUUUAAUUGUUGCAGUGGUGGUAAAAAUGGUUGCAGUCUUGAAUCAUACAGGCCUACAAUCAACGGGGACUGUAAUACUAAACACUUAGGUCAUGGCUAAGAAUGAAAUUGCAUGAUAUUGAGCCUUCGACACAAGGCUUACAUGGGGAAAAUCAGAUAGGAAAAAAGCUGAGAAUCCUAUUAGUGGCGCUCAAGCAAACUAGAAAAGUCAUUUUGACAACCAACUGUGGGCUAAAUCCAGAGAACUCGCAACAUCGUCAGAGCUACGGCCCUAACCAAUUUUAUAUAGGACACUAGCCUGUUUUGCUGUUUCAACCGAGGGUAGGCCUGCCUACCUGCAAUACUUUCAAGGCAACCCACAACGGCUGUGUUUAUGUGACUCGUGUGACGCAUAACUGGCUCUCGCCCAAUGGCAGAGGCACAUGUAAAUGAGCUCUCCCAGCUGGACGAGCUCAAUCUUCAAUGUUUUGUUUUGUGCGUGGCUGAAUUACGGGGUGGAUGCGAUGUACAUGACUGACGAACUGAAAAACGUUUUAUUGACACGAUACUGAUGGAUGAAGUACUUCACGAGGAGAUUUUCGAGAACGUCUUGUGGUGUGACAUGUGACCAGUGGUAUUGAGACCGCUUGGAGGCAGUGACCAAGGUUUUCAACUGGCAAUAGGACCCGUCAGGGAUCAUAUAACACCAUGAGUUCCCACACCGAAGGAGAUGCGUACACCAUCACGCCCGAGAUGCCAGCCAUGGUUGAUGGCAUGAAGUUGGCAGCAGUGGCAACAGUGCUGUAUAUCAUUGUUCGCUACUUGAAUCUGAAAAGUCCCACAGCACCACCUGAUAUCACCUUCCAAGACACACCUCUCAACCACUACAUCCUGAAGUCCUGCCCCAUCCUCACCAAAGAGUAUAUUCCACCAUUACUAUGGGGAAAAAGUGGACAUUUCCAAACGGCCUUGUAUGGAAAGAUGGGACGCGUUGGCUCCCCACAUCCGUGUGGGCAUCGGAAGUACCUUCCCAUGCAAGAUGGAGCAACAGCCACCUUUGAUCUCUUCGAGCCUUUUGCUGACCAUAUUACAGGAGAUGACAUUACCAUGGUGAUAUGCCCAGGGAUUGGCAACCACAGCGAGAAGCACUACAUCCGCACCUUUGUGGGCUGUUCCCAGAGCCAAGGCUACAGAUGUGCUGUCCUUAAUCACCUGGGGGCCCUGCCGAACAUUGAGCUCACCUCACCCCGCAUGUUUACAUAUGGUUGUACGUGGGAGUUUGCUGCUAUGGUGGGCUACAUGAAGAAGGCUUUCCCCCAAACGCAGUUCAUCGUGGUUGGCUUCAGCCUGGGAGGGAAUAUUGUCUGCAAGUUUCUUGGAGAGAGCGGGACCAAUCAGGAGAGGGUGCUGUGCUGUGUCAGUGUCUGCCAGGGCUACAGUGCGUUAAGGGCGCAGGAGACUUUCCUUCAAUGGGAUCGGUGCAGGAGGCUCUACAACUUCUUAAUGGCCGACAACAUGAAAAGGAUCAUCUUAUCCCACAGGGGCAGCCUCUUUGGAAUGAAUUCAAGCAAAAUGAAAGAUGCAGACUUGAGCCGUCUCUACACAGCCACUUCUCUCAUGCAGAUAGAUGACAGUAUUAUGAGAAAGUUCCAUGGACAUGACACCCUGAAAGAAUAUUAUGAAAAGGAGAGCUGUGUCCAUUAUAUUCAUAAUGUCAAUGUCCCACUACUCCUAGUCAACUCAUCAGACGACCCCCUCGUCCACCAGUCCCUACUAACAAUACCUCGGGCACUUGCAGAAAAAAAGCCCAAUGUGAUGUUUGCCUUGACGCUCCACGGGGGUCACCUGGGCUUCUUCGAGGGUGCCGUGCUCUUCCCCCAGCCCCUCACCUGGAUGGACAAGGUGAUCAUCAGCUACGCCAACGCCAUCUGCCAGUGGGAGAGGAAACGGCCCGCCUGCCAGGCAGCUUGCCCAGCGACCCCAUCCAGGAGCACAAAGACCAAAUUGAAGGCCUAACUCUGCCACCCUCCUACACAACACACACACACACACUUUCGCUGUCCAGUUACCAACAGCCCAACCUUCCUGAACAACACAGUACUGCAGUCUAUAGAGUCACUGUUGAACAAAAGGGGUAAUCCUCACAUGCAGCAAUUUAUUUACAGUUGGGCUUCUCAUGUCUAUAGGGCCAGUUGGAGAUCUAGAGGAAUACGGCACAUUGGCACAUUGAGUUAUCUGGACUGUUCCUCCUAUAAUGUGUGCAUUGAACACACAUGAAUAGAAAGACCCACAAGCUGUUCAUAUUUUUAUCAGCCUUGGCUCCUGUGGGCACAUAGAGAGGGGGAGAACUUGCUACGGAGUGUUUAUAAUAGAGGUUUCUAGAGUGUUUAUAAUGGAGGUUCUAGAGUGUUUAUAAUGGAGGUUCUACAGUGUUUAUAAUAGAGGUUCUAGCUAGAGUGUUUAUAAUGGAGGUUCUUACCUUAUUUGAAAAGAUGUUUUUACUUCAGCUGUUCAAAUGUAUUUCCUACCAAAUACAGCCUUUGAUAAGAAUGGUUGUAGUCAUCUUAAUUCUUGAUUUUGUUUUGUGCUUCACUGUUUGUUUGUUUUUAAGUGAGAUGUUUACUGUUCUUACAAUAACUAGGGAGUAGCACUAUACAUACAUACUGUAAACCACGUUACAUUUCCACAGUAACGUCAAAGAACCUUGACUUUAAUGGUCCAUCUUCUUUUGCAUUUUAAGGAACAUUACCAUAUGUACUUAAGCCUGAACUGCUUGUACUGCAAACUACCGAAACUUUAGUCAGAACCUUGUCGCUUUGGUAGAGAUGCCUGUCUUUUACUCGCGUGACUUGUCCCCCUAUGAGUCCUAAAGUUGCCUUACUGUCUCUCCUGUGCACCAGGAUUCAACCUGCUGCUCUGUGUAACAGGGGCUCCCUCUGCUGUUUCACUGCAGUCAAACCAAAUGCUUUUAGUCUGGGCUCUAGAAUCUAAUCUCACUCCACAAAGUUGAUUUUACGAAUGGACAAUGAUAAGCAUAUACUUUACGACACUGCUUUUACAUUUCUCAAGUAAAUGUUACCUUGACCAAUAGGAUGAGUAAUCAGAAAUGGGGGGUAUUUUCCAGGCAUAGUGCAAGACGUUGUUGUGUCCUUCUCUACCAUUCAGAUUUGAACAUGGGUGUUUGCCCAUUGAUUUCAAGGAUGUGCAAUGCAUUUGCAUUGCUUCCAUAUAACAUUUUCAAAAAGCAGCUUAUAGUAUGUGGGGAUAUACAUUUUGUCGUUGUAUAUGUUUGGUCGAAAUGGGACAUUUAGGGAGUAAAUGUGUUUUUGAAAGCAUUAUUAAAAGUAUUAUUAGAAGCCUAGUAAGAAGCAUUUGAAGAUGGAGGGAGGUCUAUGUGGAACAGCCAAGUAUGAAAGUGUAUUGGUGUCGUUGACCUUCAACUUGUUUUUGUGUUGAAACUCAAUACACAAACAUGGAGGAUACGAUCUCUAGUAUAACAUGGACUGCUACCUGUGUCUUUAGUAAGGUUACUACAUAAAUGUGUUGGAAGGACCUUGCUUUGUCUUUGGUUUUAUGGUAUGUGGUGGAAAAAACAACCCUUCAAGCAUUGUGUUUAAUGCCUUGUGGCAUUAUGCAACUUGCCAGGAAGUGAAUGGACCAGUAACUUGGCAACAGCUGAAUCAAGGCAAUUUGAGACUGUGCAUUGUGUCAUUGGUGUAUUGUUCCAGUGGGUAUUCAGUGUCAGUGACCAAUUAAAAUGCAUUACAACAAAGUAUCAACUGUUAUUCUUAUUAUAAUUACCAUUAUUGAGCCUUAUCUUUUGCAGAUUAUGUUUGCGUUGUCAUGUUUUAUCCUGUCUUGAUGAUGUUAACCCCCGUAGCUAAGAAAUGUUGAUGGAGAAAGUGGUGUGAAUGUAUUAUGCCAAGAUUGGGAGAUAUAACUGUGUUCUUCAAUAAAUUAUUUUCUUGUAUAA